Molecule: messenger RNA, 2521 nt
Organism: Polypterus senegalus (gray bichir)
Lineage: Eukaryota; Metazoa; Chordata; Cladistia; Polypteriformes; Polypteridae
Exons: 2
Coding region: 1324-2058 (244 amino acids)
Biological process (GO): regulation of transcription by RNA polymerase II
Cellular component (GO): nucleus
Source: RefSeq, a predicted model, not a curated record
GAUUUUUGGCAAGCGGGAUCUGCCCGUCCAUGUGGACACCCACAAUCUGCGGCCACCAAUCAAUUGCCGCGAUUAUACACGCACAUCGGUCGGUGGCAAAAUCGGCCACGGAUCGCUGCGUAUUUGGGGGCCUUAACUCUCGCCGAUAAUUAGGUAAAUGUUUUUUGCAGGACUAGAGACACUUGUAUAAGUGAAGGGAACAAACUUAAACUUUAAACCUGACUAUGGGAUUCAAACAUGAUUCAUGAUUUCCCUUGAAGUGUCCCUCCCCCCUGCCUCCUCCUUCAGCCUUCCACUGCCCUAUCUUCACAAGAUAAGAACACUAAGGAAAAAGCAGCAGCUUCUGCCUCUCUCUGCUAUAAGAGCUUAGAAGAACUUGGUGGAACAGCUUCUUGCAUUUGCAUUCAACUUGAAGGAGGCAUCCUAUUAAGAAUGGCAAAAAGACUGUCAACAACGACAAACACAACAAAGUCUGCUGUUUAUGAGCACUUUGUAUUAUUAAGUGAUGGGAAACAUUAUGUGUGCCAAUGUAUUCAAAAUGAUGGUGAUGGUGAAAAACAAUGUGAUGCAAAAAUUAGCAGUUUCAGUGGGCCUGAUAAAAAUGCACCUACAAGAGCAUCAAAUUUGAAAAGACACAGCGUUUUCAUCCCAAAGUAUUAGGAGCUGUGAAUGAGAAAGAUAGCAAUGAAAACAUUGCAUCUAGUUCUGUGCCAAAAAAUGUUCAGAAAUCUACUGGAACCCAAUCACAAAUAAGAAAAUUCUUCAUAUCUGACAAAGUUACCAUAACAAUGACACCAGAAAAAUUCAAAACCCACAUUAUUGAAAUGGUAGUAAAGAAAUGUCUACCUCUAUCCUUUUCUCAGCCAGCCUUUUUAGGCCUAAAUGAAGAAAUAGCUAAAAAACUUGGUGUUUCUCUGGAAAGAGAAAAUAUAAGGAAACCUGUAAGUGAGGAGGCCAAAUGUAAAAAGGAAGAACCACGGAAAGUUCUGAAAGGACGUUUUCUCUUCAUUAAAAUGGAUGCAUGCACAUGUCACAGGGUCAAUUAUUUUGGUAUUAAUGUGAGAUUUGUGGAUGAAAAUAACAAAACAAUAACACAGACCUUGGGAUUAAAGGACACCCAGGCACAUCACUCAAAUGACUAUCUUCAGAAGUUAGCGGAGGGUGUUCUAGAAGAUUUUGAAAUUAAAAAGUAACAGAUUCUUUGUAUUGUGACAGAUAAUGCUUCUAAUAUGUUGAGCACAAUUGAGAAGAUGAACAAAGAUGAAGAAAGUGGCAUAGAGUUAUUAGAGUUAGAGGAAGACUGCUCUGAAAGAAUUGGAAAAAAUGGAGAAUACUGACAUUGUGGAUAACAUUGUUAAAGAAGCAUUGAAGCUUGCUACUAUUCACCAUAUGAGAUGUGCUGUUCAUAUUCUGCAGCUUGCUAUAAGGGAUGGACUAAAAGAUCGCCAUGCAGCUACAUUGAUUGGGAAAUUAAGGCAAGUAGCUAUUUCAGCCAGGGCACCAAAAACGGAUGCAAUUUUGAAGAGACGUGCAGGAAAAGGAGCCAUUUUGGAUCAGACAACACUCUGGGGAAGCACUUAUUUGAUGGUGAAGCGUUUGCUUGAACUUGAAGACGUCCUAGAAGCAUUGGAUAAUGAGAAUGUUGCUUUAACUGAAAGCCAGUGGGCACAAAUAAAAGAGCUGGAAAACCUUCUUUCGCACCCCUUUACCGUCACCAAGAGGUUGCAAUGUGACUAUCUAACCCGCUGUAAAUUCUUCUUGGAAUGGAAGAGCCUGAUGUAUCGCCUGAACAAAAGUGGAGGGUUAAUAGCUGAUGGCAUUGCAUCUUCAAUGAUGAAAAGAGAGAGUCUUUUGCUGGACAAUGAAAUCUUGUUAGCAGCUAUUUAUGUCGACCCAAUGAGCCGAAUUUUGUUGAACAGUGACCAGACUGCUACAGUGAAAAAGGCACUCUACGAUUUAGCAGUUCGCAUGAGGGGAUUACUACCUGAAAUACCUCCACAGGAGGAAGUUCAAAGCACUAGUGGUAACUCAGGAUCAUCCUCUUCAAAUGAGAGUUAGACUUUGAUUCCUUCUUAGACAAAAUCGAAGGAAAAGGAAAGUGACGUCGCAUAAGCAAAAAAGAACCAGUCAAUGUCCAAAUAAAGAAAUUCCGGCAGGAGUUUUUUAAAGAACUAAAGUAAGUUGAAAAGUAUGAUCGCUCAUCAAAACUUCGUGUUGAAGAAGCCAUCCUUGUGUAUCCAGAGAUCAUUGGUGAUGUGGCUAGAAUUAUAACGGCAAUGCCACCCACCCAAGUCAGUGUUGAAAGAUUAUUUUCAGCUCUGAAAAUAAUCAAAUCAGAUUUAAGAGCCUCUAUGAAAGAGGAUCUGGCUGAAGCAAUUCUGUUUCUUAGAACUCUACACUGAUUUUAGAUUGCAUUUAAAGGGAACCCGAGGUCAGAGGAAUAUGGAGGCUGCCAUAUUUAUUUCCUUUCUUUUAACUAUAACUGUAUUCCAAGUUUAAUAUAGGUUUUCCAGAUAUUGCU